Anopheles marshallii is the source of this 1482-nucleotide messenger RNA. Its product is annotated as neural cell adhesion molecule 2-like. The record is from RefSeq and is a predicted model, not a curated record. The transcript has 7 exons. Bases 1 to 1482 code for a protein of 493 amino acids. Lineage: Eukaryota; Metazoa; Arthropoda; Insecta; Diptera; Culicidae. Gene Ontology annotation, molecular function: protein binding.
AUGAUUACUCCCCGGAUUACCAUGACUCGGAUGCACUUUGGAUUCAAUUUCCUACUCCUUAUUGCCGCAUCCUCCAUUAAUGGGAAUCAACAAAUCUCGAAGCGGACGGACCCGGCAGCGGAUGCGCUGAAGCUCACGCCCGAGGAAGAGACGGCCCACUUCGUCAACCAGUCGCGCAUGGUCACCUGCAGCCACACGAACGCGGAAGUGAAGCUAAAGUGGCGAAAUCCGAAAAAUGUCGUCAUUAGCGAAACCAAGGGCCGGGUACACAUCGAGGACAAGGGCGAUUCGCUGUCGCUGAUAUUCGAAGCGAUUGCCCGGUCCGACCAGGGCAACUGGACGUGCGAGGUGGACGUCGAGGGAACGGGCACCGCUACCGAGGGACGGGUAACCGUGCCGGCGCUGCGCAAGUCCUUUAAAAUGAUCGUUUACGAACCUAUUUCCUUCCGGGAUACCAGCACCGUGCAAACGGCCGUAGAAGAUAAGGAUGCAACCAUCCGCUGCGAGGUAAAAGGACAUCCGGAACCGUCCGUAUCCUGGUACUUUAACGGGCAACCCCUGUUCUUCUCCAACAACGGGCGCUACAGCAAGCUGGCGGACGGGAUGUCCAUCAAAAAGGUCGUCCAGAACGAUAGUGGCGAGUACACGUGCAAAGCGUUCCAGAUCUCGGCCACCGGAAGCAGCUUCGAGGAGAAGACGAUUCGACUGAACAUCAAACAUAAACCCUACCUGCCGGCAUGGAAACCAUCCGUGUCGGACGCGUACGGGUACGUUGGUGGGGUGGUUAAUAUAACGUGUGAAGCAACCGCCGAACCGCCGGCCAACUUCAGCUGGUCGGCAAACAAUAAAAAGCUUACCCCGAAAAGCCACAUCAUCUACAACGGGCGCCAUGUGUCGAUGCUGCAGAUCAUGAUCAAAACCAGCAGCAUAUUCGGAAAGUACAAGUGCGAGGCCAAAAACGAACUUGGGACGGUGUCGCAGGAGAUUCACCUGAAGGAGGGCACCAAACCCGAUCCACCGAGUCUGUUUCAGCUACGUGGUGUCAACUCGGACACGCUCGACAUCGACGUAGGUGCAACCAAAUCCCAUGACAUACCGCCCGAUCCGACCACCGUCAUCGGGUACCGGUUCGAGCUGAUGCCCACGGAGGAAUACUUAAAGUCCCGCUCGUGGGACGAGGCGAGCCGACGUGACUUCGAUGUGGCCGACGGUGCAACGUAUCUGCUGGUGCAGCUCAUACCCGACACCAAGUACCUCAUCCGCGUGGCCGCCCGCAAUGCGGCCGGGCUGAGCGAUUGGACCGAGGUGAAGGAAUUCUCGACACAUCCACUGCAACCGCACGGUACCAGCGGGUCGCCGGUUGCCAACGCGAAACCCACCGAUGUGUGCUUCAAGUUCGUUUGGUUCUUGGCCGUAGCGCUCCCGGCGGCCCUAUCCAUCACGCAUCACCGAUUUGCAGACCUAACCAAGGCCCGAUUCUAG